Molecule: messenger RNA, 1358 nt
Organism: Drosophila takahashii
Lineage: Eukaryota; Metazoa; Arthropoda; Insecta; Diptera; Drosophilidae
Gene: Gr93a
Product: Gustatory receptor 93a
Biological process (GO): male courtship behavior; sensory perception of taste; chemosensory behavior
Cellular component (GO): neuronal cell body; membrane; dendrite
Molecular function (GO): sweet taste receptor activity
Source: RefSeq, a predicted model, not a curated record
AAUCAACAGCAGCAGCAGCAGAGACGGGGAGACCUUAUCGCAAUCGCCGGGACGAAAGGACCUGGACAUGUCAUUAGCCAGUCUUCGGUUCGGUUCAGUUGGUCCUCGGCCAUGGCCGGGAAAAGAGUGGAGAGCUGGUCGCGAUUCCUGCUGGUGUGGCUAUAUCGCUUUGCCCGCGGUCUCUCGCUGCUUUCCUCGAACUUGGACCGGGAGAAGCUACAGCUGAAGCCCCCAAGACGAGGCAGUAGUAAUCGCAUCCUCAGCAUCCUGUGGCGCUGUCUGGUGGUCUUCACUUACGCAGGAGUAUGGCCAUUGCUAAGCGCAUCCGUUGUGGGCAAACGACUGGAGAGCUAUGCCGAUCUAUUUGCCUUGGCUCAGUCGCUUUCGGUAUCCAUUUUGGCCGUCGUAUCCUUUAUCAUCCAGGCAAAGGGAGAGGGCGAAUUUCGGGAGGUGAUAAAUAGAUACUUGGCCCUUUACCAAAGGAUAUGCUCGACUACGCGUUUGCAGCACCUGUUUCCACCGAAAUUUGUGGUUUUCUUUUUGCUCAAGUUGUUCCUGACCCUGUGCGGUUGUUUCCACGAACUAAUUCCGCUGCUAAAAGCCGAACACUUCGAGGAUAUCGGCCGAAUGGUGGCAGUAUGUUUCAGCAUAUACAUGUGGCUUGGAACGCUUUUCGUCCUGGAUGCCUGCUUCCUGGGAUUUUUGGUCUCGGGAAUCCUGUACGAACAUAUGGCUGCCAAUAUCAUGACCAUGCUGAAGCGAAUGGAACCCAUAGAGUCGCAGGAGGAAGGAAGUCGCAUGAGCAAGUAUCGCAGGAUGCGUCUGCUGUGCGAUUUUUCGGAUGAGUUGGACGAAUGUGCCGCCAUCUACAGUGAACUCUACCAAGUGACUGUCUCCUUUCGCCGGAUGUUGCAGUGGCAAAUCCUCUUCUAUGUUUACUACAACUUUAUCAACAUUUGCCUAAUGCUAUACCAAUAUAUUCUGCACUAUCUCAAUGACGAUGAAGUGGCUCUGGUUUCACUGGUCAUAGCUUUUGUAAAGUUGGCCAAUCUGGUUUUGCUCAUUAUGUGUGCAGAUUAUACGGUGCGGGAGUCGCAGAAACCCAAGAGAUUGCCCCUGGAAAUAGUUUGCAGUGAUAUUGAUGAGCGUUGGGAUAAGAGUGUUGAAACUUUUCUCAGUCAGCUGCAAACACAGAGACUGGAGAUCAAAGUACUGGGAUUUUUUCAUCUGAACAACGAGUUCAUCCUCCUCAUCCUGUCUGCCAUUAUAUCGUACCUCUUCAUACUCCUUCAGUUUGGCAUUACAGGUGGUUUCGAGGCAUCGGAUGAUAUUAAAAAUCAGUUUGAUUAAAAUCAAAU